This is a messenger RNA of Lathyrus oleraceus (garden pea), 1951 nucleotides long. RefSeq lists its product as uncharacterized. The transcript is spliced from 6 exons. Lineage: Eukaryota; Viridiplantae; Streptophyta; Magnoliopsida; Fabales; Fabaceae. The record is from RefSeq and is a predicted model, not a curated record. The coding region runs from base 106 to 1668 and encodes 520 amino acids.
UUCUUCUAUUUAAAAACUUAGCUUCACGAUUACGCAAAAAGAUAAAAAUAAAAUAAAAAAGAGAUACCAUCAUUCGUGUUGAUUUCAAUUUAUUUUCUCCAGCACAUGCUGUGUGUAAUGGCGGAACCCAGAGGAACCACAUGGUGGAGCGAGGAGUUAGCCAGUUUGAUGGAGAAUCCGUUGCCGGAACAAACCCCUUCCACGGCGUCGUUUGCGGUGAGAAAAUCCGAACAAGAACUAGUGACUGAAUCUGGAGGUGGAGAGAGUUUGAAGGAGCACGCGGUUGGGUUUUUGAUGGCUUGGUGUGAGAUACUUAUGGAGUUCGGUAGAGGCUGUAGAGACAUUAUUCUGCAGCAGAAUUUCUUGAACGAGGAUUCUUAUCUUGUGAAGAACCUUCGUGGACCUUGUUCUAACGUUUCUAAGAGAUUAAGGUUUUUGAAUGACUUUUUGCCUGAAGAUCGUGAUCCUGUUCAAGCUUGGUCUAUUGUCUUAACCGUUUUUCUUCUUGCUUUCGCAGCUAUAAGUGUAGAUUCUAAUCAUGAAACCUUAACCAAAGCGGUGAUGGUGCGUAUGCAUCCUCCUAUUGCUAGCCGCGUAUUGCUUCCGGAUGGUAGGUACCUUGCUUAUCAUGAUCAAGGUGUUUCAGCUGGCAGAGCUAGGUUUUCCCUUGUUGCUCCGCAUUCUUUUAUUUCAUCUCGGCUGGCAGGAAUUCCUGGGGUUAAAGCAUUGUUGCUCGAAGAAUAUGGCGUUCGCUUGGUCACUUAUGAUCUUCCUGGUUUUGGGGAGAGUGAUCCACAUCCCAACCGAAAUUUCAAUUCAUCAGCUAUGGAUAUGUUGCAUCUAGUCAAUGCUGUCAAUGUAACCGAAAAGUUCUGGGUGCUGUGCCAUUCAAGUGGAUGCAUUCACGCUUGGGCUUCACUCAGAUAUAUUCCUGAGAGGAUUGCAGGUGCUGCAAUGUUAGCCCCUAUGGUUAAUCCUUAUGAGUCACACAUGACUAAAGAUGAGAUGAAAAGAACUUGGGAGAAGUGGCUUCCAAGGAGAAAAUAUAUGUAUUCCUUGGCGUAUAGAUUUCCAAGACUUCUCUCUUUUUUCUAUCGGAAAAGUUUCUUGCCAGAAAAGCAUGACCGGAUUGACAAGCAAUUUUCACUUUCACUAGGGAAGAAGGAUGAAAUUCUAAUCGACGAACCUGCAUUCCAAGAGUUUUGGCAGAGGGAUCUAGAGGAGUCAGUUCGCCAGGGAAACAUGCAACCAUUUCUAGAGGAAGCUGUGCUGCAGGUAACUAAAUGGGACUUCGACAUUGAAGAACUUCGUGUGCAUAAGAAGUGCCGAACGGGAAGCUUGCUUCUUUGGUUGAAGUCCAUGUACGGUCAGACAGAAUGUGAACUUGCAGGAUACCUCGGCCGUAUACACAUAUGGCAGGGAUUGGACGAUAGGGUGGUCCCGCCAUCAAUGAUGGAAUACAUAGAAAGGGUGUUACCAGAGGCUGUAAUCCACAAGCUUCCAAAUGAGGGCCACUUCUCCUAUUACUUUUUCUGUGAUGAAUGCCAUAAGAAAAUAUUCUCCACACUUUUUGGAACUCCUCAAGGUCCAAUUGAGCGACAGGAGGAAACUGCAUUCGAGAAAAACACGGAAGAUGCUUUACAAGUAUCUGUUUCUGAUACGGAAUGAUACGAAACUGCUGGUAAACAGAGUUCGGUUUGGAUGUAAAUAACACAGGCGGCUCCUAUGCACAGUAAAGCUUCAAAGGAUAGAGUUUUCAGUAUUCAGAAGGUUUUGAACCACAAAAGCUUUUGGAGAUAUAGGUAAAAGUGUGCCACCUACAUUGUUUUUACUAACCUUCCACUGUCCCAAAUCAAACUGUAUCUUAACUGCAUUAUCGGACUUAGAGUGUUCAUCCGAUUGACGGCGGCAAAACCAUGCCUGUUAAUUAGUACCACUUAUCUUCCCCUCA